Messenger RNA from Episyrphus balteatus (marmalade hoverfly), 1538 nucleotides. RefSeq names its product charged multivesicular body protein 7. Gene Ontology annotation, biological process: vesicle budding from membrane; late endosome to vacuole transport via multivesicular body sorting pathway. Gene Ontology annotation, cellular component: ESCRT III complex; multivesicular body. The transcript has 4 exons. Bases 114 to 1433 code for a protein of 439 amino acids. The record is from RefSeq and is a predicted model, not a curated record. Lineage: Eukaryota; Metazoa; Arthropoda; Insecta; Diptera; Syrphidae.
UACAAAAAGUCAAAAAAUUCCAAAUUUCGAACCUAAACAAAAACACUGAAGAUUUCUUUGCAAAAUUUAUUUAAUUAUUUGUUAAUUUAUCAUAAUUUAAUUGUUCCUCUCAAAUGGUUGAUACUAAAGACAAAAAACUCCUCUAUCCACCAUGCUGGUCCGACGACACCCGCAUGGACGUAUUAAUGGCUCCAUUUCGUUUAAAAUCCGUAAACCCGGAAAACUACGUUUCAAAAAUGUUAUUCUGGCAAGAAAUGAUUACAAAAUAUUGCGAAUUUAAAGGCUCACCAUCGUUUAAUAAACGUGAAUUGCAAGUAGCCUUUCAACGUAAAAAUAAAACACCAUACGGCUUGGAUAAUGUUUUAGAAGAAAUGCGUAAUUUACGAAAAAUUCGUACAAGAACCGAAUACAUGUAUGACCCUGAGAAUAGUUGGACUGGUUGGGCAAUAAAUAGUUUUGUCAAGAAGCCAUUGUGGUGGGGUGUUAAAAAAGUAUGGACUGCAGGAGAUGAUGAUGAUGCUUUGUUAGAUUAUAUACAAUUAGAAAUAGUCAAGAAAAUGUGUGCUGACCUUGCUAUUGUCUUGCAAAAGCAUUCGGGGAAGCUUUUGCAUUACGAUGAAGUCAAAGCCAUUAUAAGUGAUGCCAUGAACUUGAAUGACGACGGACUCCACAUUUGCCUUCACACAUUGUUUUGCCAAAAGAAGGUGGUUCUUGAGUUUGUUGUGGAGAAUAAUGAACGAAAGAUUCAUUUGGUAAAGAUUCCUGGCAAAACUGACCAGAAUCCAGAAAUCACAGAGACCGACAGGGCCUUUCACAAUCUUCAGAUGACGCAAAAGAAUCUAACAGUUCAAUUGGAAUCGUUAGAAACAGAUAUUAAAGCAACAGACGACAAAGCGAGACAAUAUUUGAAAGAAAACAAAAGGCAGCUAGCCAAGACGUAUUUGAGGAAGAAGCAUCUUUUGGAAAAGAACUAUGAAAAACGUAGCAUAGCUUUGAACAAUGUCGAGACUCUACUUUCGAGUGUUGAUGAGGCCCAAAAUAAUGGUGUCAUUCUUGAAACGUAUAAAAUUGGCUCGAAAGCUUUACAAAAAGUUCUCAAUGAUUCGGGACUUAAGUAUGACAAUGUUGAUGAAAUUAUUUCUGAUGUCAAAGAGGCUGUUGAUAGUCAUGAUGAGAUUCAAGAUACAAUUGCCAGUGCGCAUUUGAAUGAGAAAUUCGAUGAUGGUGAUUUGGAGAGGGAACUUAGAGAAAUUCUCGGAGAACCAGAACAGAAGACUGCUGCUGCUGCUGAGGUUGUGACUGGAGGAAAUAAUAAUAUUCAAAAUAUUGAAGUUACUGAUGAAGAGUUGUUGGCUAUGCUGGAGGGAUUAGAAGUUGAACAUGAUUCACCAACAAAAUCGUCGUCAGAUCCGAAUGCCAAUGAAACUGUCUAAAGUCUAGUUUAUAAGAAGUCUCAUUUUUCUAUUAUUCUAUUAUCAUGGUUAAGUUUAUCUUAUUAUUUUUUUUUGUAAUAAAAAAGUUCAACGAUCAAAAAGUAA